CAUCGCCGGCCCGUGGAUGCAAACUAUGUGCCCAUCUUAUAUAAAUCGCACAGGAAACACAAACACAAGCGCAACACACUUUUCCACCGCUUUCUCAGAAUCCUUAACCCCAACAUUUUCGGGAAACAAACACCCCUCUGAAUCCUUGCAACCACCGCCACCCCAGUUCAUUCGAAUCCAUGCCCUCAUGGAAUCCAACAAGACCAGAUUAAAAAACAAGAACAAAAAGAAGAACGAGUACAAGAAUCGCAAUAUGGACAACAAGAACAGGUUCUUUCAGUGCUUUAGACCGGUCACCGUUGACGGUCGGGGUCCGGUUAAAAGGUUGCGGCGUCCGGACGGACCGGGCGAACCAGCUUUCAAGUACAUCGCUAUGGGAGAGAUGGAGGGGGUGGUGUUCAAGAAGAUAUUGCCGCCGGAUUUGGCAGCGGAUAUAGAUAAAGAAGAAGGCGACGGUGGCCGGAGAGAGAAAAGCUCGAACGGCAGGCUAUCGAGGAUUUUGAAAUCGGUUUUGUCCGGGACGUCCUCGUGGGCGAAGAGGAGUAGCAAAAGAAAUCUUGGACAAAGAUCUUUCCGGUUAGAGACAUCGAACUCGACGGAGGAAUCUCCGACGAAUAAACAAAGUUUGUCCGACGAUGAAAAAAAGCUCACAGUUAAUUCAAACGAUUCUGAUACGAGGCCUUUGCUCGAAACAUGCAACUCGUUUAGAUCAAACUUACCAGGGCCUAAACAGAGGCGGGAUGAUGCCCAAAAGCCCGGAAAUGAAGAUGGAGGUUGUGGUUUUAAUGCAGGGUUGUGUUUGCUUGUUAUUUGUCUUUUGGUUUUGACUUUUUGGGGCAAGAUUUUCGCUAUCUUUUGUACUUCGACGUGGUUUUACUUGAUUCCUCGAAGCACUAGAUACGCAUCUCCAGGAGAUGGGAAGGUGUUUUCAGGGUUUGACUUUGAGAAGAAUAAUAAGAAGGUCAUCAUGGAAGGACUGUUAGAAACUUAGAAAGGAACCAAUAACCAUGCUUGCCGAGUCAAACCCUGUAAAAAAUAAUAAUAAUAAUUUUUUUUUUCUUUUU
Molecule: messenger RNA, 1064 nt
Organism: Alnus glutinosa
Lineage: Eukaryota; Viridiplantae; Streptophyta; Magnoliopsida; Fagales; Betulaceae
Exons: 2
Coding region: 17-991 (324 amino acids)
Source: RefSeq, a predicted model, not a curated record